Messenger RNA from Macrobrachium nipponense, 1767 nucleotides. Its product is annotated as angio-associated migratory cell protein-like. Gene Ontology annotation, molecular function: protein binding. Lineage: Eukaryota; Metazoa; Arthropoda; Malacostraca; Decapoda; Palaemonidae. The transcript is spliced from 9 exons. The annotation marks the transcript as partial. The record is from RefSeq and is a predicted model, not a curated record.
AGGGAAGGCACUCUGCAAAAUGAGGGAAAAUACACCACAAGUUCUCCCCAUACUUUUGAAAAUGGGGAUGGAGAUGAACUAGAACCAGAGGAAAUUGACUUCGGUGAGGUUGAAGAGGUCAUUGAUUUAGAUGGCAGCGUAUAUGAAGAGGAGGAGGAUAUGGAAGAAGAUGAAUCAAUUCCAGACAUGUCUUCUGUGAAAUUUUCACAGCAUAAAGGUUCAGUUUUUGCUUGCUCCUUCAGUUCUAAUGGUUUAGUGGCAACAGGUGGUGAAGAUGAUGUAGCUCACAUAUGGAAUGCAAAGGAUGGAUCACUUCUCUACACUUGCACUGGUCAUAAGGACAGUGUCACCUGCCUGGCAAUCAGCCACGAUUCUAAUUUUCUUGCUACAGGUGACAUGAGUGGGUACAUUCAAGUGUGGAAAAUCGCAGGUUUCUCAAAAAUUUGGGAAUUUGAAACCGGAGAUCUCAGUUGGUUGGCCUGGCAUCAUGGUUCUCAUGUAUUACUAGCUGGCACAAUGGAAGGGGAUUUGUGGAUGUGGCUAGUACCCCAAGGGAAUGCACGUACCUUUCCAAGCUAUGGGUCAACGUCACAGUGCGGAGCAUUUCUGCCAGAUGGCAAAAGAGCUGUUUCCGGAUAUGAUGAUGGGUCAGUGCGUGUAUUUGACUUGAAAUCAGGCGAACUGAAAUGCCAGUUUAGCGGUGGUUUGGCUCAUUCGGGACAGGUGACGAGCAUUUCAGUCCACAAAGACAAUGCUCUGGUAAUGUCUGGGUCUUCUGAUGGUACAGCAAAACUUUUCAACACAGUUAGUGGAAAGGUGGUAGGGACACUUAACUGUGAUGCUGCUGCAAGGUCCCAAGCAGGUGAUGAUGAUGACGAUGAUGAUGCGCAUGUCGAAAAUAGUGUGGAAGCUGUCAGCUUCUGUCCGUUGAUUCCCAAUAUUGCUGUUACAAGUACUCUGUCGGGUCUUGUAAUUAUAUGGGAUAUUUCCACUCAGGUUAUCAGACACACUAUAGUACAAGGAUGUGGUACAACACAACUUGUUUGGCAUCCCACCGAACCUAUUGUCUUUGCCGCUGGUUUGGAUGGUGUAGCACGAGUAUAUGAUGUCCGCUCAGGAGACCUCCUUAAAAAAUACACUGGACACCAAAGCAGCAUAUUUUAUAUGGAUAUUCUAAAGGAUGGUACUGCUUUGGCCACUGCUUCGGAUGAUGGCACAUGCAGGGUCUUCAAUCUUACGGACAGUUAAAAAUUGUUAAUGUAAAAAAGUAAAUAUAAACGAGUUAUUUUGUUCUUAAAUUUGCAUUUUUCUUAACAUCAUUGGAAGGAUAUUUUAUUGCUCUUGAUAGUACAUAUAUUAGAUUCUUUAACACUUGGAAUGAUUGAUUUGUGUAAGCUGUUAUAUAGGAAACUUUAAAGCAGCCUACAAAAACAUUCCAGUAUAAAAUAAGGAGUGUGCGAUGAAAGAACUCGCCUGCAGAAGAUGCUUAAAAAAAGGAAAUCAAAGCAAAUACUGGAUUGUAUACCCACGAGAUGGAUUUGUGAAAGGAAACUCCUGUGAUUAAUAUAAGAAAAACUUUUAAUAUUUUUGUAUACUAAUGUGACUGCAGUUUUGGUGUUUGUAGAUUUGUACUACAGACAUUUGGUCAUGAAAUGUCUUUCUCCUUUAGUAGUUUUAGCUUCUUGCUUUCAUGUUUCAUAUAACUGUAGGGGGUUACUGUCUUGCACUGUAGAUGGUAUUACAAAAUGCACCAUUUGUACAUCCUUA